Molecule: messenger RNA, 2186 nt
Organism: Misgurnus anguillicaudatus (oriental weatherfish)
Lineage: Eukaryota; Metazoa; Chordata; Actinopteri; Cypriniformes; Cobitidae
Product: gamma-aminobutyric acid receptor subunit rho-3
Biological process (GO): monoatomic ion transmembrane transport
Cellular component (GO): membrane
Molecular function (GO): transmembrane signaling receptor activity; extracellular ligand-gated monoatomic ion channel activity
Source: RefSeq, a predicted model, not a curated record
UGUUAGUAGACUCAGAGCAAGUUUACAUGAAGACAAUUGUACUGAAAAUGGAAAAGUAUUUCUUUUGCGUAAAAAACACAAUGUUAACAAAAACAUCCCCGUUCACACGGAUCAGACCACUACGCGCCUGCGCACUUGUGCAUUCUUCUACAGGACGAUAUACAAUCAAGACGAUGAAAGCAUUGAGCUGAUGCAUUGGAUCGACGAUGAGAGAUAGCACGAAGCUGGAAAUCCUGAUUAGUGAUGGUCCCAGCCCACUGUGUAGGUUGGGAGAAGAUUUUACCAGCAGAUAAGAGGAUUUGAGAGGAAUUAAUGUCAUUCUUUUAUUACUGCAAACAGGAACGCAAGCAGUGAUGGACACGUAAGACAAUCAAAGAGAUACACAUGGAGAUCAACAGAGGUCAACGGGAUCUUGACGUUUCCCAGCAUCCUCUCGGGUGAGGUUUGCCGGGCAUGGCCAGAACUCUGGAGAGGUCCUGCCUUGGCUCUGUGGAAGAAUUCUGGACCAUCGUUACAAGACACGGAGAUCCUGAGGAAGAGAGUCAGAUGUUUCAUCCUCACACCUGGUCAUGAAGCUGAUCUUGUUGAUCUUCAGGGUGCUGUGUCUUGCCUGCCUUUGGCCCGUCACCUUGCUCAAUAAUCGCUACCCUGACCGCAAGAAAAACAAGGACGUUUACCUGAGCGAGCAUGCCAGACACAAAUUCAGAGGGCGGAUAGACUACAAAUUAAAGAGGAAGGACAGCACAAAGUCCCUUCUCAUCAAAACAGAACAGCUCCUGAGGAUCGAAGAGCACGACUUUGCCAUGAGGCCUGGAUUUGGAGGGUCUGCCAUCCCUGUGGGCAUUGAUGUGCAGGUGGAAAGCAUAGAUAGCAUCUCUGAAGUGAACAUGGACUUCACUAUGACCUUAUACUUGAGACAUUAUUGGAAGGAUGAACGGCUGGCUUUCCCCUCUACUAACAAUCUGAGCCGCACGUUUGAUGGACGGCUGGUGAAGAAGAUCUGGAAGCCGGAUGUGUUCUUCGUUCAUUCCAAGCGCUCUUUUAUCCAUGACACCACCAUGGAGAACGUCAUGCUGAGGGUUUAUCCAGACGGCAACAUUUUGUACAGCGUCAGGGUAACAGUUACCGCACUUUGCUCAAUGGAUUUCAGUAGAUUCCCGUUGGACACACAGAACUGUUCUCUGGAGCUGGAGAGCUAUGCAUAUAAUGAAAACGACCUCAUGUUGUACUGGAAAAAUGGCAUUGACUCUUUAAGAACAGAUGAGAUUGCUCUCUCUCAGUACUUUAUUGAAGAGUUUCAUCCGUCUCAUGGCCUGGCCUUGUACAGCAGUACAGGCUGGUACAACAGACUAUACAUCAACUUCAUCCUGAGAAGACACAUCUUCUUCUUUAUGCUGCAAACAUACUUUCCUACAAUGCUGAUGGUGGUGCUUUCAUGGGUGUCUUUUUGGAUCGACAGGCGGGCGGUACCAGCACGUGUCUCGCUUGGCAUCACUACAGUCUUAACAAUGUCCACCAUAAUAACCGGCGUGUCAGGGUCUAUGCCUCAGGUGUCGUAUGUGAAAGCCGUAGACAUCUACCUGUGGGCCAGCUUCCUCUUUGUGUUUCUUUCUGUCAUCGAGUACGCUGCUGUCAACUACUUCACCACUAAAGAAGAGAUGAAGAAGCUCAAGCAAUUGAAGUUGUCAGAAUACGAUGCCUCUCAAGCCAUGGCGUUUGAUGGCUGUUUUCACGACACAGACAUUGAGCUCAGCUCUUUCUCUCCACUGUCUGAUCUGAACAUAGACCCGUGCGUGUCCUCCCUGAACUCCAGCGUACCGGGCACGCGCCUCCAUCGCCGAAGAUCCAUUCGCCAAAGCGUCAAUCAUAUCAUGAGCAACAGUUACAAGAUAGACUCAUACUCCAGAAUAUUCUUUCCUCUGGCAUACGUUUUCUUCAAUAUCAUCUACUGGAGCAUCUACUCUUGACUGAGAGAAACAACAUCCAAAAAGAGCUUUUUGGUUUAUAAAAAACUGUCAAACGUUGCAGUUGAACGCAAGAUUACAUUGCCAAAAUAAGUUAUACUGUACUGUAUAAGUGGAAAAACAUUUCUGUAUUUGUAAGUAUCUACACACAUGCACACAGUCCAUCAUGACUUAUUUUUAAAUGAAUGAAUGAAAAUGUUUAAUAAAUUAUUUAUGUAAGAA